This is a messenger RNA of Penicillium odoratum, 1944 nucleotides long. RefSeq lists its product as uncharacterized. Gene Ontology annotation, cellular component: cytoplasm. Lineage: Eukaryota; Fungi; Ascomycota; Eurotiomycetes; Eurotiales; Aspergillaceae. Gene Ontology annotation, biological process: cellular response to oxidative stress. The coding region runs from base 1 to 1944 and encodes 647 amino acids. The record is from RefSeq and is a predicted model, not a curated record. The transcript has 2 exons.
AUGGACGCUGACGCUGAAAAUCCGCUCGUUAAAGCCUUGCCCCCGGCGACUGACUAUCUAACCUACCUGACACUCCUUGAAUAUCAACUUACACCCGAACGUCUGCCGCUGUUGCACCGCCUCCUCCAAGAUGAGAAGCUUACCACCAACAUUGGUUGGGACCUUAUAAAUCUGCUUCUCCCUAUGUUGCCAGAAUCCACAGACUGCCUUCACGAUGUGGCAAGAUUUGGGAAUCCCCGCGAGGUGAUUCUGCGGGUAUCAGAGGCCUUGAUGCAGCUGCAGCCAGACGACGAGGAUGAUGAGGAAUUUUCAGCUGAUGAAUCAGAAGAGAAGCACCUUCCGAAACAUACUCGCCAAUUCAAUUGUAUGCUAGCAAUGUUGUCGGAACUUCAUACACGCAUUAAAACGAAAUCUCCCAGUCGUUUUAUCGCGACCUCGCUUCAAGCGGCCCUAGAGGCGUACACGUCCAUGCCUAGCGAUGAGACGACACUAGCCUUCCUUGAGUUCCUGCGAGACCUUUCACCAAACAAGCGACCAGCACCGCCCCCACGAUCGGACAGUCAGUCAACUGUUCUACGGGUCAACUCACUCACAUCUGCCCCAGAUCCGGAAGCGGAGGGGGCCCCGGCUGUAGCCAACGAGGCCAUUCUGGUUGAAAAGUUUAUCCAGUUCGGUCUAAUUGAGAUGCUUAAAGUUUAUUUGUUGAGUCACUCGAGUCCAAUGGAUCCAGGAAUGUCUUGGACGGUUCGGAUGCAGGAGCACUUCCACCCGGCGUUGAAGUUGCCUGAUCAGUCCCAAACACAGGCAUAUGCCAGCACCAAAGAGCUCAAGGAACGCGACAUGAUCAUGGGAAAGAUAAUUGCUCUGUCGCGAGACGUUGGAAUUGAAAAUGCCGACCUUCUAUCCAUCAUAUCCAGCUCUCCUGAAGCUCAGCCUCAGCCCCUCGACUUCGAAGAGCCUCCAACCUCCCCAAACGAGAUAUCAUUGGAACGUCACGGCUCGUUGUUACUUCUUGCAGCUCGAGUUGCUGGUGCAACUUUAUUCACAUCUGGCCAAUCUGGACCGAGGAUACCCAUCUUCCCCGACCUAGCUGUGAUCUAUCAGAACUUCCUGGGAAAUACCGACAGCUUGGAUGAAGUUGCUUACGGACAACCGCAAGCCCUCAUCGAUUCGCUCUUAGCUUUGACCGUCUUUUCCCUGCAAGAACCAAUCACUACACCAUCCAGCGACAUAGAGUUCAAAGAUUUUGUCAUCACCCUGACGGCCUGUACCUCCAACAAGGAGUAUGGUAUUGUGCGCCAAAUUCCGGCGAUCAUUGUACACAGCUAUCCAUCUGAAACCGCGCGAUUCAAGCUCAUCCGAACUAUCUUGGAGGAUGAUCGUCUUCAGCCUGCUCGGGAUAGCGCUGUUUCGUGGUUCAAGGACGAGAUCAUCGGUGCUACCUCAUCUGACAACAUAUUCCACGACCCUCUCCACUUCUGGUCCCUUUUCCCACUACUCUUCCGGACAGUCAAGACUGCUACAUCCUCUAAGAUCGUCGAUAGCUGGAUCAACCUGACACAGACUGAAGGUCCAGCUCUCCACUCCGCGCUGAGUCUGUACUUUUAUCUUCUAUCCUCAUCUCUCCGGGAUCAAUUUGAUCUAGCAAAGACCGUUGUUAGCUUCCGAAAUGAGGUUCUUGCGCCUCUCCGAACCCUCUUCCGUACCUAUGAGGCGGAUCUUACUGCCAACGGGGGCGAUGGAAUCGUCGAGUCGGCCGUUGGCGAAGAGAUGGCUCAGGUUGGGCUUGCUCGGACUGUGGGAUUGAUUGGUCUCACACUUGAUCAAAUUGAAGAUGCGACUAGUGAGGCUUAUGGGACGGAUGAUUCGGAUUUGACUAGCUACUCUGAAGCGGAGGAGGCUAAGGCCGCGGAGAUUCGUAAGGAGACUCUGGUUUGGAACUAG